GUCUGUCUUCCGAACAUUCUCAGAACACCACCUCCACCACCACCAAACCUCAACUCAGCACCGAUCCCCCAGAGACAGAAAAAAGAAAGAGAGAGAGAGGAAACACCACCAAAAUGCGCACCCUCUCCCCGGUCCUCGCCUCCCUGGCAUCGGUCUUCCGCAUCCCAAUGACCCGCCCAACCCUCACCAGCAACACCAUCACCAACACCCUCCGCCAAUCCCAACUCCAGCCUCAAUCCCAAUUCAGCACAACCACCUCGCUCCAAAAGAGAAAAGAGUCCGGAUUCCGCGGCGACCGCAGAAUCACAUUGAUCCGCUACUUCCUCCACCACCCACUCACUCCCCGUCCCCUUCGAUUCUCCCGCACUCGCUUCCUCCGCCACUGGACGAUCCACCGCGCCUGGAACCUGUACCAGGGGCAGCAGCGACGGAAGCACGAGCUGGAGCUGCAGAGACAGUGGCAGGCGAUGCAGGCUGCGUGUGAGGAAUUGCGCACGGGUGCUGGAGACGGUGGAAAGCUGUUCCGGAAGAGUAUGAUCAAGACGGGUGUGUUUAGGGAUUUGGUUCCUAUUGAGUAUGCGCGGUUGCAGACGGAGGGGCCGAGUAGGGAGGGGUGGAAUCAUGAGUGGAAGAGGGAUUAGAGAGAUUUUACGAUUUUCUCCGGAGGAGGGGAAUCUAUGGGAGGAGACUUAAGGGGAAGGGAGGUUCUCCGAAGGAGAAGGAUGGGGUGUAGGGAAGGAAGAUGAGAUGAGAUUGGGAUAGAAAAUAGAGUGGAUUAGUUGAUGAGGGUAUGGAUGGAUGGAUGGAUGGAUGGGUUUGUGUUAUAUUAUUGUUAUGUAUGUGUCUCUGUUUUGUUUGUAUAAUAUGUUACUAUAUUAUGGGUUGGUUCUUGGUAACUACUGCAUACUGCAUACUGUGUACUGUGUAUCUACUGGAGAGUCUGGAGUGGUGUAGACUGG
Aspergillus welwitschiae is the source of this 959-nucleotide messenger RNA. Its product is annotated as mitochondrial 54S ribosomal protein mL40. The coding region runs from base 114 to 641 and encodes 175 amino acids. Lineage: Eukaryota; Fungi; Ascomycota; Eurotiomycetes; Eurotiales; Aspergillaceae. The record is from RefSeq and is a predicted model, not a curated record. The transcript has 2 exons. Gene Ontology annotation, biological process: mitochondrial translation. Gene Ontology annotation, molecular function: structural constituent of ribosome.